Messenger RNA from Linum tenue, 291 nucleotides. NCBI's taxonomy places the organism in Eukaryota, Viridiplantae, Streptophyta, Magnoliopsida, Malpighiales, Linaceae. The record is from the annotation of a GenBank genome assembly.
AUGAAUAAGAGGUUGGAUCACUAUCAUCGAGUACUGGAUAAUAUGACAGAUGAGUUCAUUUUUCGGUGCCCAUUCACCCUCAGACCUGGUGAGAUGAUCUCACAUUCUUUGUACUCUGGUGUCAUUCGGUGCAUGAGUGUUGAGGAUAUGUACAAUCCCUCGCGUUGCAUGCGUCAGUUUGGGUACGUACAGACCAUCCCCUCAGAUCCGCUUCAUCUAGUUGAUGUUUGUCAAGCUGCGAAUGUCGAGUUGUACUCCUUGUCCUACGGUCACGCCUUGAGUGAGAUUUAG